This is a messenger RNA of Lytechinus pictus (painted urchin), 7634 nucleotides long. Its product is annotated as SERTA domain-containing protein 2-like. The transcript is spliced from 2 exons. Gene Ontology annotation, cellular component: nucleus. The record is from RefSeq and is a predicted model, not a curated record. The coding region runs from base 300 to 1301 and encodes 333 amino acids. Gene Ontology annotation, molecular function: transcription regulator activity. NCBI's taxonomy places the organism in Eukaryota, Metazoa, Echinodermata, Echinoidea, Temnopleuroida, Toxopneustidae.
AGCAAGAGCAACAGCUUUACUUGUCUUUAUAGUUCAGGGCAAAAGCAGAAUAGUAGAACAUUCGCAAGUGAGUCGUCAUGAGUGGAACUUGUUCUUUAUCUCUCUCCUGUGCAGUUGUAUCACAUAGAGAGCAAAGGAUAUCAUUGGAUAGGAUUAAUUGUCAUGUUGGUGCUUCCCAAACUCCUGGGAUUGGAAUUAAUCUCUUGUUAUACAUGGAUGGUACUCAUUCUAAUUUGAUUCUCCUGAUGAAGAACUCUCUGCUUUAUUUCUCAAUGUUUGCAUUACUUCACUGAUUAUCAAUGCCUGGGCUGGUAGGGACCGGCACCAAGAGGAAGAGGGAUGAUGGUGAAGAUGGCGUGGAAGGGAGCCAUCGCUUGGCAACCUGUUCUCAGGUUUGCUCUUACACCUUACAGCGUCAGUGUGUGCUCAACCUCUCUGCUUGCAAACUCCAGAUGUCUCGCCAGCAGAUUGAACCACCUUUACGCCGUUCAGUGCUCAUAUGCAACACACUGCGGCAUAUUGAGCGGGAGCUUCGGGCAGAAGGUCGCCACUAUGACUGUUCGAGAGUGUCUAUGUUGAUCUCUAACCAACCGCUCUGUAUGGACGCACCGAACAAGGAGAGCAUUCCAUCCAGCCAUGAUAGCAGUAAUAAUUCUAGUUCUAGUCCUGCAGAAUCUAGAGGAUGUUUAAAUGAGAGAAGUCGAGCCAGUAGUGAGAACACGUGCCCUGCUGUGCAGAGGUGUGCACAACCUUUGGCAGACAAAUGUUCCCUGUCGUUGAGCGACAGUAGAUUGCAAGCAGACAGUGUAGAAACAGCAAAAACAGAUGUAAGCCAUGAAAAUAACAAUUGCCUCCCAUCAAUUGCCAAUAAAACCACUAUGCCAAGCCACCUAGAUACAGCUCCUCAACCAACGAACACGUUGACAAGACUGACGGACAAACUCUCAAGAGAUACUAUCAAACAGGAAAUCAACUCUUGCUUGGACAUGACCACUACUCCUACUCUGAAUGCUGCCAGUACAGACAUCAUGGAGUUUGGUGAUGAGAUCUUUGAAGACAUUGAUGUCUCACUGUAUGACUUUGAUCUAGCCUCUCCAUUCAUUCCAACCCAUACACCCAACCCUAACCCCAAACCCCCAUCACCGUCUUCUAACUCAGAGGACUGGAUCAGGUCUUUCCAGGGGGAUAUGGCGGGGUUAGACGUCUCCUCAACGGGGGCUCAGGGUAACUGCCGCAGUGACCUCAUGCAUGUUGAUGAACUGGAUCAAAUUAUGCACAUACUGGUUGAUGUCGGCAUGUGAAUUCACCAGAGUAUUUUUAUAUAUUUUAUAUAAGUUAUGCAGAACUUUUUUACUGAAAAUAUUGUAAGAAUAGAAAUAUAGAAGUGAGCACUUAUUUCAGUUGUCAGAGAAGAUGGGAAGUUAUAAAAGAGCAGCUGGAUCAAAAUAUGAGACAUGGAAGAAUUGAAUACAACUCAGGUUUUUUAAAGUGUUAACUAGAUAUUUAUAUGAGAGAAGUCGUCUUCCUGUAAUAGAUAUAUUGAAAGAAAGAAAGAGAAUUGGGGUACAUGUAAAGGAAAGUUAAUUAGGUAAAAUGUUGAUCUAUAGGUAAAUUUUAUGAAAUGGCUAGAUCAAAAAGAUACACUCGUGUGCCAGUAUAUUUUAGCUUGUAGUUCUAAGUUCUUUGUUUGAAAUCACAUGCACACACUGAAUGAAUGGCAUUGAAAUCUUUUAUAAUAGAGUAUAACUAGUGUAGUCAAGGACUUUGUGUCUUUCUCCAACCCACCUUCUUUGUCUCUUCCAUGAUUCAACGAGGCCAAUUUAUUUCACCUCGUCCUCCAACCAUACAUGUUUCCUUUUCAAUUAUCUUCCCUUUCGGUUUGGUUUCGAUCUAGAAAGAACAACCAGGUGGGUUUAUUUUCCAUAGUUAAUUGUAACUUUUUACAGAAUAUUUUUCUGAGGCUUUACAUCCAUUGAACAUCCAUCCCAGACAAAUAGAUAAAAUCUUCUCCACAAAAAAGACCUUGAUUUCUGAUAUCUGAAAAACUAAAUCAGUGUCUAAGAAAUUAUCUUGUCUAGAAAAGCUACUGAUAUUAUGUUUUACAAUCUAAACAUACAUGUAAUAUUCACAAUUUCUCUGUAUUUCUUUACUUAUAGAUGUCUAGAGAAUUUAUAAAUUGAUCAUUAGUUCUCCUGUAUAAAAUGUCUUCCUGUUCUAUGCUCAAGAAUUUGUCUGUACAGAUGUAAAGCCUAUGGAGGUAGCUUCAGCAAAUUCAUCAAUAAUUCAUGAAAGAUCACUGGGGUUCUUCGCUCCUGCUAGCUCCCAUCUCUCCCUAUCUUUCUCUCUCUCUCUCUCUCUUUGCUCAUGGCGGUUGCUCUACAUAAUGGGCGUUAUGAUACAGGAGCUUUGCUAGGCUUCAGUCUAUGUCAAACGCUGAGGCAUAAUAAAAUCUCUAGUUAAGUAGAAGGCUAAUAGAGCACAUCCUGUACUCUACAACAGGAGUCCAUUCAUUUACAUGGUUGUCUAUUACUCUUAUUUAAAGACAACCUAAAUAUCACAUCUCAAUAACUAAAUUGUAAUUGUGAAAUUCUUACACCCAAAAGUAUUUGGUUGCCCUUUGAAAUUGAAUGAAAUGCACCAUGUAGUACGGAUGAAAGACAAGUUUUUCCAAUCAUCAAUGUUUACUUUAGUUGCAGAAUGCUACAUACAGUAUGAGAUGCAAUCUGCUUCUCACAUUACCAAAAGAUCACAGUUUUAAAUGAAAAUGAUAUCUGAACACUUUAUGGAUCUCAUGACUAAGGAUUUUGAUUGUAAAUAUGUUAAAUAUAUAUAACCUGUUAUGGCCUCAUGUAGUACUCACAAGUAUUCAUGUACUAUGGCUGGCGCAGUCUAACUCACAAGAGGCCUAGCAACCAGUUGAGGAAAUCACAUGACCUAUUUUCAUAGCAACCUGUUGCAUGUCGAACCCAACUCAGGGGGCCAAUGUGUUGUAGUUUGGGUUUUCCAAAACUUAUAAUAGCUUUAUACAUGUUACUGAAAAGUUAUCUCUUACAUCAUAAGUUUGCUGUGGCAUGGGUACCCCAAUCCAGAUUAAAAAAAAAAAAUCAGUGACUAAUUCAUUGACUGACACUGAUUUUGUAUUUCAAUAUUAAUGAAUAAUCCAUGAUAGUGUUGACCUUUGUACUUUGGGGGAAAAUGUUGAUUUUUUUUUUGCAUUUUUCCUGCUCAACAAAUUUAGCAAUACAUCAUGCUGAAAAAGUAACAUCACACUAGCAAAGUACCUCAGCCCUUAUUUAAAUAUUCUCUUAUCAUGAAUUAAAUCAGAUAGGGGAAUUCCCAGUUUUCUUUCCUGAACAAAUCUGUCCAUAUAGCAUAAGCCAAUCUUAUUUUGUUGAUGCUCUAUCAUGGCUUUAUAGGUAUUGAUCAAUAUACCAUGAACCUGAUCUAAUUCAGAGGAACUGUAUUCAUUGAAUGACAUUCUUGUAUUCAGAGGUAGAAAUUUAUGUCUCAGUAUAGCAGACAUAUGUGUGUGAAAUCGAUAAUAAGAAAACCCUCUGACAAGAUAAGUAAUAAUGUAGCUAUUGGAAAUCAGCAUAUUGAUUGAUAAGCUUAUGUAGCAUUAUUGCACUUUAGUUGAAUUUGAAAUUCAUAGGAUUUGAGGGGGGGGGGUUAUGUCUGGCAACUGAAAUAGGUGCUCACAUUGUUGUAUAUUCAUGUACAGUAAUAAUGUUAAGGGAGAAUUUCUAUGAAAACAAAUAUUUGGGCUUCUUUGAAUACAAGAGCCAAGAUUUUAUAUCAGAAGUUUUAUGAGAGUAAAUGAAGUAUUUAAUUGAGGUAAUUUAUGACAUCUCUUUGUAAGAUUACCAGUCUUACAAUAGAAAUUCAUUUUUAUACAAAAAUUAUUUGACAUUUGUAACUAAAAAAAAGAAAGAAAGAACGAAAGAAAGAGGGAAAGAAAUACAGCUGACUCUUGAAGAGUCUGAUUUUAUAUUUAUUCCACCAUGAAUUUGAUCCUCGUCUUCAUGUACAUGUGCUUUGUAUUGUUCCAUCACGGAUCCAAACAAAUUUGAAUACAGUUCAAAUCUUUGAGUAAGUAAUCUUGAAUACAGAAUAUAAGGCAGUAAUAGGGCUGAAACUUCGCUAUUAUCUGCCCAAGUUAAGGGAUCUACAUAACUUAGACAAUAUGAUUUUCCAUUGAAUUUCUUAUUCAGAAUUAAAUCUAGUGACACUAUUACUGAAUUAGGAUUUCAAUUAUCCAUGUGAAAAAAAUGAUCUGAAAUAAAGUAUAUAGGGUAGGCCUGAGUUUAGAAGAAAGACAGACUUGCAGGAGUAGCGCGAUAUGUCAAGUGCAAUUACUGUUGGAUUGAAGCUUUUGGUCAGAAUGUGGCAACAUGUCACAUGGUAUUAACUUGUCAAUUAUAUUUUAUGUAACACAACAUGCACAAGUACCACCAAUAGAAGAUACCUUGGGUGAUUUAAAGUUCAGUGUUAUAAUUGGUGUUGGUGUUGAACUGAUAUAUACACCAGUCACAGCACCUUACUUGAAAUGAGACUGGUGCUUGAAAUGAUAUUAUCAGGUGUUGAGCUUGGUUAAAUUGCCCAAAUUAUGCUCAACACCAACACCAACGCUAACCUUGAAAUCAUCUAUUAAGCUCAGAGUGCUAUUAAAUGUUUUAAUGUGCAGCAUUGUUGUAGGUAACUAAAAAGGAUCCAAUCUUUUAUCCACUUGUGCUUCCUUUGAAUAAUGAUGAAAGAAACAUUUAAAAGUUAUACCUUGCCCAUUUGUGUUUAAAAUGAAUUUCCUUGGUGAGAAAUUUGACCCUCCUGUCAUUUUUUAGUCACAAAGAUUUUAUAAAUUUAAUUAGUCCUUAAUCUUAUCUCAACUCUUUCCAUUUCCAGUUCUUGACAUCUUGAACAAUUUUUCUAUUGUCAGUAUAAAGUAACUUAGCAAAUUAGAUUAUAUUUCCUUCACAUUUUAUUUCAGCGAUAAUACAUCUCUCAGCUUGAAUAAUCAUGAUUUAUAAUUUGAUAUCUACAUGUAUAAAUAUUAAUGAAUUAUUGAAUGUUGAUAAUGAUAUUAUUUUGAUGAGAAUUUUGGUACUAUUGUUUCCUGUUCCCUACUAAUCAUGUGAUGUGUUUGGUAUCGUACUUUAUAUGUCUUAUCUGUCUUGUUAGACGUGAUGUCUGCAUUAGAGUGUCCCAAACUCUCAUUUGAAUAAAACCCAUAGCACCUCAUCAUUUUCAUUUUAAACAAUGCAAUUGAAUACUUUCUUGGAAUUAACACUCAACCCAGUUUGCUAAAACUUUUUUUUGUUUUUUAUCAAUGACAAGAUCUAUGACAAAUUCUUCUUGCCAAUCCAAUGUAAGAAUUCUUGAUGCGGAGAUCAUUGCAUAGUGGUAUGAUACAUUGUUUUUAACUGGGACUACACUGAAGGAGGAGGGCAAGUCCAAAUUAUUUAUAUGUAGCCUUUUGAUGUCUUCAAUAGUUCUAGGUUUCCACAUGUAUAUGCUUAUGUUUUUCAUUUUAUAUUUGAUGUGAUACAAUCCCUACCUGAACUACAAUACAAUGGAAAUUGUAGUUUUCUCAAAUCUAACAAAAUAAUUUGGACAUGCCCAUAAAUACAUAUCAACACUUCUCUAUUUGUAUUUUUUAAAUCUUCCCUUGGAUAAUGUAAUAAAAAUCAUGAAAAUGUAUAAUUCUGCUGAUAUGAGCUAUAAAAUAGCUUAAUACAUUGACAAUGUCUGAGUUUAUAAGCACUGUCAUGUAACUGUAUUUCUGUUGUGCUGCAGGUCUUAUUGAAUGUUUGAAUUGCAAUAUAUUUCAUUGCAGUAAUGUUUUCAAUUGCUUUUUAUCAUCAUAUCAAAAUCCAUUUUUUAUUACUCUAAUAUUGAGGAAUCAUUCUCUAUUUGCUGCAAAGUAUUGUGUAAAUGCCAACACCACUUUGCAUUAGUAGGACUGAAAAGUACUAAACUGUGCAAGGAAGGGCUAAUAUUGUACAAAAGAUGGUGCUUAUUGUAACUGAAUUAUAUUGGUACUUUUAGGAAUGUGUGCAAGUACCAUAUAUGUCAUUGUUACAUGUAGUUCAUAGAGUUGGAAAAAAAACUUCAUCCAAGUGAAUUUAUUUUGAUACGUAUCCUUCCUAUUGUGAUUCAGUAUUUUGCUUAACCUGAAAUACUUGUGAUAGGCAAGGGACUCUUGAGACUGCAUAUGACAGACUAUUACUUGCCUAAGACCUCUUACAAACAACUUUUUUUAGCGGACGGUAUGAUAAUGAUAAAUAAAAUGAUUCCUAGUGAAUUGUUUGUGCCAUUCCCAUAAAUAAAGCAAAUGAGUCUAAAUAUGUGCAUUUGCUGAAUUGCCUUUUUUGUACACAUUUCAAUAUGCUGCGAACCAUUUUGUCAUUUAAUCCAUACCUUUUAUCCCAAAGAAUGACGUCAUUUUUUAAAACUCCAUUUUGUAUCCAGUUGUUUAACAACUCUUGCCUUACAACUUCUUUACAAACCACUUAAUUCCCAAAAAAUAAAUUCAAAAUUGUUUGAAUUUAUUACCAUGAAAGUUAUUAAUUUUAUAUUUGAGUGAUUUCUUUAAUUGAUACUUGAUAGGGCCGUAAUCAAAAUUAACUUACACAUUAAAUACCUUUGUAUAUUUUGAUAUUUUGAGAAAUGUGCAAAUUUCCAUCUUAAAUGCAAGGUGUAUGAUUUAAAUGUAAUAUGUAAUGAAAACAAGGAUUAGUCCUUUAUCCUCUGUAUUCAUUUGCUGGCAUGCAUGAAUGAACUUGUUCAAAUGUAAUUCAACUUGCCAAGAGAUGAACAAAUUUAUCCACCAUUUUGUAUUAAAAAUAAUAAAAAAAUAAUAAUCACCAAUAGAGAGGCAUUCCCAGUGCAGCAAGGUGUACAUUACCGUGCUAAUUUUGAAUGUUAAUUUUUGUCAUAUUGUUGAUCAAUAAGAUAUUUCUAUUUAUUUAAUUUAAACACAACUGAAUUAAGAUGUGAUCAAGUGUGCUUGAUGGUAAUAACCAUUGUUUCUCAAAGCCACAUUAAUUUAUUAUUCAUUUCUACAGAUUGGAAAUAGAGAGAAGCCUUGGUCAUAUGUUUUCAUGAGUUGUUUGUAUAUAUUAUGUUUGUACAUUCUGUAAAUUCAAAGAUUUCUCUAUUUCAUUCUGUUCUCUGACAUCUCCAUACAGUAGUUAUAUUUGUAUCUUAAUUUAUUUUCAAUGUUGAUUGUAAUAAUGGUCUGGUUUGGAAGCUACAUAUAUCGAACACAACUUUGUUGUUAGGGGGUUAUUCACCUCAAAGGCAAUUUUAAUAUAUUUCUUGGGAAUUAUAGGGGGCAAUAAGAUUCAUUAAUGGAAAACAACUCUGCCCAAAUCAUGCAUUUCUGAUGAACAACAAAUUUAUUUUUAGCAUUACUUGUUUUAGAGAAUCUUACAGCCAUUACCUAGACUCCAAACCAGAUUGCAUUAUAAACUCAUGUGAUUCUCUAUCUAACAAAAAUGAAGAAAUGUCUAGAUAGAUAUCUACAAGAGCUCUUUUCCUUUUUUCCAGCUCAGACUAUGGAUCAUUCUUUCAGUCCAUUUUUUGUAAAAUUUUCAAUACUUAUGUAUUAAAAGUGUGAUGAAAUUCUGUAAAAAGAA